Messenger RNA from Chondrus crispus (carragheen), 225 nucleotides. RefSeq lists its product as hypothetical. The coding region runs from base 1 to 225 and encodes 74 amino acids. The transcript has a single exon. The record is from RefSeq and is a predicted model, not a curated record. NCBI's taxonomy places the organism in Eukaryota, Rhodophyta, Florideophyceae, Gigartinales, Gigartinaceae.
AUGCAAAGGAAGCAGCGGUACCGAGCGACUCUUCAAGGAAAGGGAAAGGAAAAGGACGACGAAGAGCAGGAGCGAAAGAGAAGUCAACCAAAAGCAACAGUGCCGGUUCGAGCGCUUCAACUAACACUAAUGGCCCUCCCAUCACUGUUCCAUCACUGGAAGAAGCGAUCCAGAUUGUUCUGUCAGAAGAAGAACUUUGUCGUGCUAUCGAGAAUGACUUCCUAG